Molecule: messenger RNA, 8163 nt
Organism: Epinephelus fuscoguttatus (brown-marbled grouper)
Lineage: Eukaryota; Metazoa; Chordata; Actinopteri; Perciformes; Serranidae
Gene: ptprub
Product: protein tyrosine phosphatase receptor type Ub
Exons: 30
Coding region: 213-4544 (1443 amino acids)
Biological process (GO): protein dephosphorylation
Cellular component (GO): membrane
Molecular function (GO): protein binding; protein tyrosine phosphatase activity
Source: RefSeq, a predicted model, not a curated record
CUUGAGAAAGAAAUCUCUCCUCUGAACUGUUUACCCUGACGUCAGUUUGCAGAACUAGCUCUGCCCUGUCUCCUUCAGUGUCUCCGAAACUCCUCUCAGUGAGAAUUGGGGGAGUAGAUGGGCUCGGCUCUGCUGCUCGCGCGCCCGGACCUCACGGAGUGAAUGACAUGAUUUCUUCCUGCACAUUUAAAGUGGACUAAAACAGCUACACGAUGAACACCUGCGCCUUUCUGCUCAUUUUGACUGUUCAGAUCUACGCCGAUGGCAUCGAGGGGCCAACAGCGGCAGGCUGCACAUUCGAAGAGGACUCGGACCCCAAUCUGUGUGACUUCACCCAGGGGGAGGAGGAUGACUUUGACUGGCUGCUGUUUCGGACGUACAGUUCACCCUACGCCAGCUCUGACCUCUUGCGUGGAUCCUACAUGUUGGUGAACUCCUCCCAGCAUGCCGUGGGUCAUCGUGCUCAGCUGUCGCUGCAGACGCUGAGUGAAAAUGACACGCACUGUGUCCAGUUCAGCUAUUUCUUGUACAGUCGUGAUGGCCACAGUCCAGGGGCCCUACGGGCGUAUGUGCGAGUCAACGGAGGUCCACUCGGCAGUCCGGUGUGGAACACGUCGGGGUCUCAUGCCAAGCAGUGGCACCAGGUUGAGCUGGCUGUCAGCACCUUCUGGCCUAAUGAAUACCAGGUACUGAUUGAGGCAACAGUUUCCAGAGAGCGGCGAGGCUACAUUGCCAUAGAUGACAUCAUGGUGCUCAACUACCCCUGCUAUAAGGCGCCACACUUCUCCAGGCUCGGAGACGAGGAGGUCAAUGCUGGGCAAAAUGCUACGUUCCAGUGUGUUGCUGCUGGUAGAGCAUCAGAGGCUGAGAAGUUCUUGCUGGAGAGACACAAUGGGGACAUUUUAACAAUGGCGUCAGUCAAGCACUUGAGUCACCGGCGCUUUGUGGUAUCCUUCCAGCUAGACAACGUCCAGCGAACGGAUCAAGACCUUUACCGCUGUGUCACUCAGUCCCCCAGGGGCUCUGGGGUCUCAAACUUUGCUGAACUUGUUGUCAAAGUACCUCCAUCCCCCAUUGCGCCACCCCAGCUGCUGCGCGCCGGCUCCACUUACCUAAUCAUCCAGCUCAACACCAACUCCAUCCUGGGAGAUGGCCCCAUUAUCAGGAAGGAGAUUGAGUACCGUGCCAGCCAGUCUCCGUGGUCAGAGGUGCACGGAGUCAACAUGGUCACCUAUAAGCUGUGGCACCUGGAUCCAGACACAGAGUACCACAUCAGCGUGCUGCUGACCCGGCCUGGAGAGGGAGGAACUGGCCCGCCUGGACCGCCUCUCGUGAGCAGGACCAAGUGUGCAGAGCCUAUGCGUCCAUUACGGGGCCUCACCGCCACAGAUAUCCAGUCCAGGCAGUUGUCCCUGCAGUGGGAGAAUCUGGCGUUUAACCUGACACGCUGCCACACCUACUCAGUGUCCCUGUGCUACCGCUACACCACGGCGGGAGGCGGUGGAGGCCACAACACCACGGUGCGCGAGUGCCUGGCAGUGGAACACAACGCCUCACGCUUCACGCUGCGUGAUCUGCCACCCUACCACGGCAUCCAUGUCCGUCUGUCACUGGCCAACCCAGAGGGGAAGAAAGAGGGCAGAGAGGUCACGUUCCAGACCGAGGAGGACAUUCCCGGAGGCAUAGCGCCGGAGUCGCUCACCUUCACCCCGCUGGAUGACAUGAUCUUCUUGAAGUGGGAGGAGCCUGUUGAGCCCAAUGGCCUUAUUACCCAGUAUGAGAUAAGUUACCAGAGCAUUGAGUCGUCUGAUCCUGGCAUCAAUGUCCCGGGACCCAGGAGGACUGUGUCCAAGCUGAAGAAUGAGACAUACCACAUGUUCUCCAACCUCCACCCGGGAACAACUUACCUCAUCUCCGUCCGAGCCCGCACAGUCAAGGGCUUUGGGCAGACCGCCCUCACUGAAAUCACCACUAACAUCUCAGCUCCCACAUUUGAUUACGGAGACAUGCCGUCCCCCCUAAGUGAGACAGAGAGCACCAUUACUGUUCUGCUGCGCCCAGCCCAAGGCAGAGGAGCACCUGUUAGUACAUACCAGGUGGUGGUUGAAGAGGAGACAGUGAAAAAAGUAAAGCGGGAGCUGGGGCUUCAAGAGUGUUUCCCGCUGCCCAUGUCCCACGGUGAGGCACAGGCCCGGGGCACGCCGCACUACUACACAGCCGAGCUGCCGCCCAGCAGCCUCCCGGAGGCCAGUCCCUUCACUGUUGGCGACAAUCACACUUACAACGGCUACUGGAACAGCCCUUUGGACCCACGCAAAAGCUACCUUGUCUACUUCCAGGCUAUGAGCAACUUCAGAGGGGAAUCCAGAAUAAACUGCAUCCGCAUCGCUCGCAAAGCGGCCUGCAAGGAUCACCGCAAGGCUCUGGAGGUGUCUCAGCACUCUGAGGAGAUGGGUCUGAUUCUCGGGGUGUGUGCUGGAGGUCUGGUGGUCCUCAUCCUUCUGCUGGGUGCCGUCAUCAUCAUCAUUAAGAAAGGAAGGGACUACUACGCUUACUAUCCGAAACCAGUUAACAUGAAUAAGACACCUAUUACCUACCGGCAGGAGAAGAGCCAUAUGGGCUCCAUGGAGCGCAGUUUCACAGACCAGAGCACCCUGCAGGAGGAUGAAAGAAUGGCCCUUUCCUUCAUGGAUGCGCACACCUGCGGCACACGCAGUGAUGCUCGUAGUUCAGUGAACGAAGCCAGCAGCCUGCUGGGAGGCUCCCCGAGGCACCAGUGUGGACGUAAAGGCUCACCGUACCACACAGGGCAGCUCCACCCCGCCGUCCGGGUGGCUGACCUUCUCCAGCACAUCAACCAGAUGAAGACUGCCGAGGGCUACGGCUUUAAACAGGAGUACGAGAGCUUCUUUGAUGGCUGGGACUGCACAAAGAAGAAGGACAAAACCAAAGGGAGACAUGACACCUUGUUGGGAUACGACCGCCACAGAGUAAAGCUCCACCCUCUCCUGGGAGACCCCAACUCAGACUACAUUAACGCUAACUACAUUGAUGGCUACCAUCGAUCCAACCACUUCAUCGCCACUCAGGGACCUAAGCAGGAGACUCUGUAUGAUUUUUGGAGGAUGGUGUGGCAGGAAAAUUGUUUCAGCAUCGUCAUGAUCACUAAGCUGGUGGAGGUUGGCAGGGUGAAAUGCUGUAAAUACUGGCCUGAUGACAGCGAGAUGUACGGUGACAUCAAAAUCACUCUGCUUAAAACAGAGACACUGGCUGAAUACACAGUCCGCACCUUUGCCUUGGAGAGGAGAGGAUAUUCAACCAAGCACGAGGUGCGUCAGUUCCACUUUACAUCCUGGCCUGAGCACGGGGUGCCCUAUCACGCCACUGGACUGCUGGCCUUUAUACGAAGAGUGAAAGCCUCUACGCCUCCUGACGCUGGCCCUGUGGUGGUCCACUGCAGUGUGGGGGCGGGCCGCACCGGCUGCUACAUCGUGCUGGAUGUCAUGUUGGACAUGGCCGAGUGUGAAGGCGUGGUGGAUAUCUACAACUGUGUCAAAACCCUCUGCUCUCGACGCAUCAACAUGAUCCAGACAGAGGAGCAGUAUAUCUUUAUCCAUGAUGCUAUUUUGGAGGCCUGUCUGUGUGGAGAGACGGCAAUUUUGGUGAAUGAGUUUGCCGUCACUUACAAGGAGAUGCUGCGAGUGGAUUCCCAGAGUAAUUCCUCUCAGCUACGGGAGGAGUUUCAGACGCUUAACUCUGUGACUCCCCACCUGGAUGUGGAAGAGUGCAGCAUUGCUCUGUUGCCCAGAAACCGAGAAAAGAACCGCAGCAUGGAUGUUCUGCCACCUGAUCGCGCCCUUGCCUUCUUGGUUACAACAGAAGGGGAGAGCAACAAUUACAUCAACGCCGCUCUCGCCGACAGCUUCCAUCGGCAGGCUGCUUUUAUUGUGACCCCUCACCCUCUGCCUGGCACCACGGCUGAUUUUUGGAGGCUGGUCUUCGACUACGGCUGCACAGCCGUGGUCAUGCUCAACCAACUCAACCAGUCAAACUCCGCCUGGCCAUGUGUUCAGUACUGGCCGGAGCCUGGUUUACAGCAGUACGGGCCCAUGGAAGUGGAGUUUCUGUCCAUGUCAGCGGAUGAAGAUGUCAUCACUCGUCUGUUCCGGGUCAAGAAUGUCACAAGGCUCCAAGAGGGCCAGCUGGUGGUGUGUCAGUUCCAGUUCCUGCGCUGGUCGGCAUAUCGAGAUGUUCCCGACUCCAAGAAGGCUUUCCUCAACCUACUGGCUCAAGUGCACAAGUGGCAGAGGGAGUGUGGAGAAGGACGCACUGUUGUCCACUGCCUUAAUGGCGGUGGUCGCAGUGGGUCUUUCUGUGCCUGCAAUAUCCUCCUUGAGAUGAUCCAGUACCAGAACAUGGUGGACAUCUUCUAUGCUGUCAAAACUCUACGCAACUGCAAACCCAACAUGGUGGAGUCCCUGGACCAGUAUCGAUUCUGCUAUGACCUUGUCCUGGAGUACUUGGACUGCUUUGAAGGUAGAUAGCAACCAAGUGUUUACCACAGCUGCGGUAUCCCAUCUGCUGGAGAUUCGAUUUAUGGCAGCCCAGUGACCCCUCUACUUUAAUGUUUGGACCUAAGGACUUGGCGUUGAAAGGACUGCAAAGGAAAAAGAGGAGAAUAAAAAACAUGGUCAAGGUUCUAUCUUUUAACCUUUAAUGUACAGCUGUGAUUUCCUCCUUGUUGGUGAUGUUUAUCUCUUUUGAUAUUUUUUUGUGCUUUUCUUGGUCCUCUUUGCCUCCGGACUAAAGCUCUUUUGUGCUAAGGGUUUCUGUAGCAGCAAAACAAUAUUCUGAGCUACAAAAUGGACCUGUCUGUUCUGAAGAAGAGUCACCUUGGCUGUGUUUCAUCGUUUCAUUCAAACAGCGAGGGGGCUGGAUGAAUUUCCAGAGUUACAGCAGAAUUAACGUGGAAGCAUUUUCUCCUCUUUCAAGAGCUAUGUACAACAGCAGUCCACUGUGGUUGUGGCAUGACUUAUCUACCAUACCAUAAACUGCCUUAUUCUCUGAUGAUAGGACAGAUUUAUUCUAAUCACUGAAUAAAUCUGAAAGGUUGUCAUACUGGUGUACAAACAGCAACAAGAGAUUUUAACAAGAGACCUACAGCAUUAGGAUAGACCAGCCCAGUCCUCAGCAGUAUUGAUGCAGAAACUGUACAGUAGUGCAACGUGUUGUAUUUUGCCAUAAUGUUUGUGCUGGAUUACCAUGUGUGCUAUUGGUGGACAUUUCCAGGGACCACAGCACUGGGCCUGGUGCCACCACUGGAGAUUCCUGUCUCAUUACUGUCACAGUGCCAAUCCCAUUGACUGACUUGAACCCUCUCUUUACUUUGCUCUACUGCUUCAUCUUGAUAUAUGCCUACAAACAUACAGUAUGUACUGCGUCAGCUAAUGUUCUCGCUCCAAAGUGAUUGUUUGUAUUUUAUACCCUGCGGGAUGGAAAAAGGAGCAGAGGAAACUGUUAGAAUUGUACUGACAUGCCAUAGUGGUGGUGUGAAAAUGAUGUUCCAUUAAUGCCGUGGUGAAGUGUCUAAACCAGUACUGCGUUACAGGUUUGAGUCUGUAACACCUUUUACUCCUUUAUUGUCUGAGGCAUUUGGUUGUACUGUAAACUGUCACAGCAAGCUAAAACCAGAAUUUUAUUACAACCCUUUCAGGUAGGGGGCUCAUUUUGACAAUUUUGACAUGAAUAUUAGUUGUUGUUCCAAGUGGUGUAAAAUAAAUAAAGUAAAUAUAUAUAAAUAUAAAAGGGCAUUAACAUUGUGCAGAAGGAAAAAAAAUCGACUUGUUUUCACAAUGGUGGUCAUUUUUAGUAUCUUAAAGGGGACCUGUUAUACUCAUUUUCAGGUUUAUACUUGUGAUUUGAGUUUCUACCGGAACUCUUCAUACUGUCUGUACUGGAACACCUGUAUUCACCCUCUGCCUGAGACAUUUAGCUUUAGUGCCUGACCAUUUAAGCCUCCCUCCCAAAAAAACACAGUCUGCUCUGAUUGGUCAGAGCGUUUCCAGGUCUUUGUAUCUCUGCCAUGGAUGUAUAACGAGAACGGGAUACAGUAUUGGAGCCAGGGCCCCAUUCAUUCCUAUGAAAGUUGGUCAGUGGCGCAUGAAGCCAAAAAGUUUGACUUCCUGGGUGGAACAUUAACUCUUUCUUCUGCAUCAUUGGGCCAUAGUGCAGAUGCACUACAGACUUUUGUGUGUCAAGCGAAAAACUUCUGCCUUAGCCCUCUGCUAACUUGAAUGGGGGUAAAAUGAUUAAUCGUGCAACUCUUCUAUACUUUCCAAAUGUCAUUGAAUUGAAUGGAUCAGAUCCGGAUAGUCAAAUGAAUCAUUUUUGGGAGGUUGUGAUGAUCAAAAUUUUUUAUUAAAUGACUUACAAAUGUCUCUCUCUUCAAAUGUAACUCAGUGGGAAAAAUUGUUUGUCAUAUUAGCGUCAAAGUCUGGCACACUUCCUGGAGUCCUACACCGCCAUAGCUGUUAGGAGGAUGACUGUAAUGGUACAGCAGCACUUUCUACUAUUAGAAAAUCACCUAUAAAAACCUCUAAACCAAAAUCUUUACAACCGGACAUGCUCCAGCAGGAAUAUAAUUUAAAUUUAGGUCGAAAUUACCAACAUCGGCAACCAAGAUUUUGUGUUUGGCAGACAUUAGCAUGAAGCUACAUGUAGCAGUGUGGGCACUUGCUGUAGUUUGAUGUGUUGCUCACAGGGAUUACUUUUACUUAUGUUUACUUCAUUAUUUGAAAUUUGGCCACAUUUAAUAAGAACAUCCAACAUUGUGACAUAAUAUAAAUCAGAAAAUGAGGAAAAGCAUAAUGGGUCCCCUUUAAAAUAAAAAUGGUAUGUUAAACAGGAGAAAUAGUACAAAAAAGUUGCCCACAGACCCUGCUGUUUGGCCUUCACUGACCUGAUGGACAAACAAAAUCCACUAUUUUUCACCUACCAGCCAAUGCCUGGAGACCACUGGAACUGUUAAUCCUGCAUCAUUUGAAGAAACCCAGGCAGGCUGGCAUGCGUGAUACACAUAAUGAUCUGAGUCAGCCUCUAAAAAUGACCCAGGAAGCAAAUCUCUUUGUAUUUUUUAACAUGUUGCUCCAGAAGCAAGAAAAUAUGUAUUCUACGCUCCAUAUUGCCCUUUAAAAUAUGUUAUGCUCCACCAUAUCUCCUGGAACUCCUUUUAAGUGCAGGUUUUUAUGGAGGGUGGUAAAGGUAUCACUCCAGGACCUGCCCUAAUAAACAAGGAGAGACACCUUGAAACCCACAGAAACUGAGAAAUGGCAGCUAGGCGAACUCUGCUGCUGUAGUUCGCAGCUCACAGUCUGGUUCAGGUGGGAGCACCAGAAUAUGUGAGGAAUCUUACAGUAUACCAACAUCACCAGGCUCCCACAGGUUCACUGAUAGAGCAGCUUGUUUUUUUGAUGAGGAUGAAGAAUGAGGUAGCUACAGUGUAGUCAGUGAUCUGACCCAGGAUCACUGGAGGAAGUGCCUGGACACUUUUUCUCGAGGGUGGAAGGAAUGUGUACAUACAGAUGUAUAUUAUGUUAUGUGAAUACUAUGUGAAUAAUAUACUAUAUGUUUGCCGAGAGUAAAGACGUACAGUAAGUAACCACUACAUAACCACGAAGGUGAAUGUGCUGUAAAUGACCAUUUUGUGAGUUUAUUGCCAGAACUUCUAACAACAGAGUAUGAACUGAGUCUCCCUGUGUGUUCAUUCCAGAGCUCCGAGUAAAACAGGUCUGUCAAAGCAUGAAUGAAUCCAUUUUCUGCUUUGUAUUUCAUUCAGUUCAUUUCAAAAUACCGCAAUCCGCAUUGUUUAUUUCAACCGCUGUGUUUUCCAGCAGCCAUGACUGUGUGAGUGCAUUGUACUUUUACCAUUCCAAAGCUUUUUCUUAUGAACUGCUCUCUGGGCAGCGGCGACUGCCCUGAGAGCACAGUUGAUUUCACUUGUGUGUUUCUGUAUGAACCAAUGGUACAUGACAUGACCGUUGUAUUUGUGGGGGGGGAGGGCCAAGGUGUGUAUUUAAUGGGAGAGACGGGGAGACAGAUGUAUUUUGAGGUCGGGAAAGGGGUUUGUUCUGAAGACAUAACAGCGAUCAACAAUAAAAAGAACAA